CGGGCGGCGCAGGCCGGCGCGGCGAGCAGCAACCAUGUCGAUGUUCGGGAAGCUGUUUGGGGCGGGAGGGGGUAAGGCUGGCAAGGGCGGCCCGACCCCCCAGGAGGCCAUCCAGCGGCUGCGGGACACUGAAGAAAUGCUAAGUAAGAAGCAAGAAUUUCUGGAAAAGAAGAUCGAGCAGGAGCUGACAGCCGCCAAGAAGCACGGCACCAAGAACAAGCGCGCGGCCCUUCAGGCACUGAAGCGCAAGAAGAGGUAUGAAAAGCAGCUGGCGCAGAUCGAUGGUACACUGUCGACCAUUGAGUUCCAGCGAGAGGCCUUGGAGAACGCCAACACCAACACCGAGGUGCUCAAGAACAUGGGCUAUGCCGCCAAGGCCAUGAAAGCUGCUCACGACAACAUGGACAUCGAUAAAGUUGAUGAGUUAAUGCAGGACAUUGCUGACCAGCAAGAACUUGCAGAGGAGAUUUCAACAGCUAUUUCAAAACCUGUAGGGUUUGGUGAAGAAUUUGAUGAGGAUGAGCUCAUGGCAGAAUUAGAAGAACUAGAACAGGAAGAACUAGACAAGAAUUUACUGGAAAUCAGUGGACCUGAAACAGUUCCUCUACCAAAUGUUCCCUCUAUAGCCCUACCAUCAAAACCCGCCAAGAAGAAGGAAGAGGAAGAUGAGGACAUGAAGGAAUUGGAGUCCUGGGCUGGAACCAUUUAACUGGUCCAGCACACACUGGGCCCAGACAGACUCUGGUGGCCUGCACAGUGGGCAGGCGUGUGUGUGUGCAGGGCAGGCAGGUCAUGGUGCAGGCAGGUUCCAUCGCUCUCCAAUCUCCCUCCAAAGCAGUAGGGCCGCAUCACUGCUCACUCUGCAUAGCAUGGUCUGCACCCAGCAGGGCGGGAGGGGGGAGGGAGGGGUUGGGUAAGGGUGGGGUGGGAGGUGCCUGCUGUUUAUAAUGUUGAAUUUCUGUAAAAUAAACUGUAUUUGCAAAUCCAA
Molecule: messenger RNA, 988 nt
Organism: Pteropus alecto (black flying fox)
Lineage: Eukaryota; Metazoa; Chordata; Mammalia; Chiroptera; Pteropodidae
Gene: CHMP4B
Product: charged multivesicular body protein 4B
Exons: 5
Coding region: 35-709 (224 amino acids)
Biological process (GO): vesicle budding from membrane; late endosome to vacuole transport via multivesicular body sorting pathway
Cellular component (GO): cytoplasmic side of plasma membrane; ESCRT III complex; multivesicular body
Source: RefSeq, a predicted model, not a curated record